Psylliodes chrysocephalus is the source of this 759-nucleotide messenger RNA. NCBI's taxonomy places the organism in Eukaryota, Metazoa, Arthropoda, Insecta, Coleoptera, Chrysomelidae. The record is from the annotation of a GenBank genome assembly.
AUGUCAGAGUAUUAUUUUAUUUGUUCUAAACUUUUAACUGAAGGUGAAAUUGUUACUGUACAACAUGGUAUGAAGACAUUAAUCAAUGCAAGUACUGAAAGAGCUGAUGAAUUUACAGAAUAUCUUAAAGAGCAGAAAUCUGUGACCAUACAUGUGGAGUGUCGUAAAAAUUAUACUCGAAAGUGUUCUAUAGCAGCUAUUAAAAGACAACAUGAAGUCCAAGAAGCCAGUACAUCUAUUGUAGGUCCUCCUCGUACUAGAGCACGUGUAAGGGAAUUAGCUUAUUGUUUAAUAAAACAAUGCUUAUUUUGCAGUCAGGAAUUGAAUGAAGAGUAUGAGAAAAGAAAAUCCUUGGAUUCUCGCCCUACGACUCGUUCUGAUGCUAUGGCAAAUGCUGUUCUUGCUCGACUCGAAUUCGAAAACGAUUUAAUUGCUGCUGAGGCUGAUUGCUUUAUUUCCUUCUUGAAACCGCACACUGGGGUUAAAGUCGGUCGUCCUCAAGAUGAAACUACGAAUCUGGCAAUGAAGGAAAAAUUCACUUACAUCGAAAAUAGCGAUUACCGUCAGUUUACUAUGAACGAAUUAAGAAAUGUUUGCAAAACUACAACUGUAGAUAACCGGACGCUAAAGGUACGAUUGAAGCUAAGGUAUGGUAAUAAAAUUAUUAUCACUGAAAAAUCGGGAACAUCAACAUUCAUAUGCUUAGUAGACAAUCAUCAUGAUAUUUUGAAUCAAGCUUGGUAUGAAAAGAAAAAUUGA